Messenger RNA from Ictidomys tridecemlineatus (thirteen-lined ground squirrel), 870 nucleotides. The record is from RefSeq and is a predicted model, not a curated record. NCBI's taxonomy places the organism in Eukaryota, Metazoa, Chordata, Mammalia, Rodentia, Sciuridae.
AUGUGUAAGAAUGUUCUUGGCAGCAUUGUUUGUAAUAGUCUUGAACUACAAGCAAGCUGUCUGUUAAGAAUAGAAUGGGCUUUUGGCUUCGGGGUUUACCCCUUCCAGGUGGCAUGGUACAAUGAGCUUCUGCCUCCAGCCUUCCACCUGCCCCUGCCAGGACCUACCCUGGCCUUCUUGGUACACAGCACACCGACCAAGUUUGACCAGGCCCUUAAGCCCUUCUUGCAGAGCCGCCACCUCCAACCACUAACUGACCCUGUGGAUCAGUGUGUGGCCUACCACCUGAGACGUGUUAGACAGAGCCUCCCAGAGCUGCAGAUGGAAAUCAUUGCUGACUACAAGGUAUACCCCAACUGGCGCCCUAAGAUUCUGGCCCAGACAGCAGCCCAUGUGGCAGGAGCUGCUUAUUACUACCAAUGCCAAGAUGUGGAAGCUGACCCAUGGGGAACUCAGCACAUAGCAGGUGUGUGCAUACACCCCCGAUUUGGGGGCUUGUUUGCCAUCCGAGGUGUCGUGCUGCUGCCAGGACAGACGCCAGAUCUGCCACGGAGAAAGCCCCCUGACUGUGUACCUUCUAGAGCUGCCCGAAUUACCCUGCUUGAAGCCUUCAAUUUCCAUUGGUGUGACUGGACUUACCGGGAUGCUGUGACACCCCAAGAGCAUUACUCAGAAGAACAAAAAACCUAUUUUUCCACCCCACCUGCCAAAAGCUUAGCCCUGUUAGGUUUGGCCCAGACCAAAAAGGAGCCUAGCACUGUAUUCCCUGAGUUUCCCUUUACAACACUCACAAAGAAGCCCCAGAUUCCCAACAGUGCCCGGAGCUGGCUCAGCCCCAGCAUCUCACCACCUAUAUCCCCUGGCCCUUGA